Messenger RNA from Lepus europaeus (European hare), 628 nucleotides. RefSeq names its product chromosome 13 C2orf74 homolog (gene DEMA1). NCBI's taxonomy places the organism in Eukaryota, Metazoa, Chordata, Mammalia, Lagomorpha, Leporidae. The record is from RefSeq and is a predicted model, not a curated record. Bases 1 to 576 code for a protein of 191 amino acids. The transcript is spliced from 4 exons.
AUGAGCUUUGAAACCACGGCAUUCUCUUUCUUCGUCCUGCUUCUGAUUUGCCUCAUUUGCAUCCUCCUUUUAUUGGUGGUUUUUUUAUAUAAAUGUUUCCAAAGCAAGAAACGUGAAGAGACAGACAAAGUGCCGUGCGCAGAUGCUAACGGAGGGGAAGAGUGCUCAGCUGCCACUGUGGGGCCGAACGCCCCGGGGGACCAGGAGAAGAUCCUGAGGCAAAUGGUGGACUUGAACCCACCAGUGAGGCCCGGCAUUCUUGUCCAGAGACGGAGCAGGGAAGUGGUGAACUUUGAGAACAGAGACGAUGUGGAGGCAGAGGAGGAGGACAAAGCCAAAGACCCUGAGAAUGCCGAAGAAGCCAAUCAAGAGGUUCGUGAGUUGAUCUUUUGCACGCUUUGUCCCAUUCCGUUGCAGAAAACACACUUACCUGUCAGCAGAACUCCCUCAGCUUUGGAAAAUCACAAGAGACCUCUAAAAGGGGUGACCUUCUCUAGGGAGGUGAUUGUUGUGGAUCUUGGGAAUGAAUACCCUGCGCCCCGAAGCUAUACUCGAGAGCACAAGGAGAGGAAAUGAGGCUCAGGGCCGAGAGGGAAGGAAACGUGACCUUUGACAAACUUUGCAAUGA